Molecule: messenger RNA, 2173 nt
Organism: Phascolarctos cinereus (koala)
Lineage: Eukaryota; Metazoa; Chordata; Mammalia; Diprotodontia; Phascolarctidae
Gene: TMEM220
Product: transmembrane protein 220
Source: RefSeq, a predicted model, not a curated record
GUGGUGUGGGCGUGGCCAGGAACCAGCUCCUUCCCAGGCUGCGCUCCUGGGCCCCCCCUCCCCGCACUACGGAUACGGAGGUCUGUGCUCCUAGGAGCGCGGGAUGGCAUUCGUGAGGUCACCGUCAGAGACCUUAUGGAGGAGCUGCAACUUGGUCAUGGCCGCGUUCUUCGCGCUGGCGGCCUACGUGCAGAUAAAUGACCCAGAUGCAGAACUGUGGAUGGUUAUAUACAUGAUACCUGCUAUCCUUACUGUACUUGUUGGACUUAACCCUCUGAUCACAGGUAAUUUUAUCUGGAAGAACCUUACCAAGUUGCACUUAUUCCUUUGUGCUCUGGGAACUGUUUACUUGGGCUUCUACCUCUUUCUUCAUACAGAAAGGAACAUCUUACAUGAGGAGGAAGGCAGGGAGCUGUUUGGACUUGGGAUUAUUAUAGUUUGGCUGAGUCUUUGCCACAUCUCAACAAAAAAUCCAGUUGGUAGAAGAGUUCAACUGGUUGUUGCCAUGGCUAUUUCUCUUUGCCCAUUUAUCACAUGGUUCUAUAUAUAUAUUAACAAAGACAUGCGAAACACUUGGCCAACACAUUGCAAGACAGUCAUUUAAAUAUAUUUUAUCAUCGUUUUCAUAAAAUGAAUAUUUUCAUGUCUGUCACAUUAAAUUUGAUUACAAUCUAGUCAACUUAAGUACUUCAUAUGAUUUAAGACAUACUAAUAAUACUAGUAAAGGGUUUUGACCCAAGAGCUCUUUAAGAUUAACUGACUAUAAUACAUGUAAGACCAGACAGAAAUCAGAAGUCAUUGGAAGCUUCUUCUAAAAGGGAAAGUGCUGUGAGGUAGUAGAAAGAAUACUGAAGUCAUGGGAUUUGACUGCUAAUCUGAACUAUUAUUAUUUACUAUGAGACAAAUCAUUUAUCUUCUCUGGGUCCAUUUCUUCAUUUCUAAAAUGGCAAAAACAUUACAUGUGCUAUUCACAAAGUCACAAAGUUGUGGAAAAAAGCUGUUUGUAAACAGUAAAGCACCUUAAAACAUGGGUUACUGUGUUACUUGGGCAGCUUGUCAACUUCUACUUGUUUAUUUCAUCUAAAAAUGGAAGUUAUCUCCCCUACCUACCUCAAAAUUAUUUUGAUGAUUAAAUAAGCCAAUAUUUUAUACUCAAAAGUAUAAAAGCACUCUACAAACUUGGGGUAGCAUUGUUAUUACUCGGAGGUUUUGAAAUGUAAAAAAAAGUAUGUUUAGUGUGUACAUGUGAGGAUACAAGGAAGGGAAAAUGACUCAGAUGUAUUUCCAAGACAAGGAACAGAGAGUCAAAUCCAUGAAUGGUUCACCAUACUGAACUAGUAUUAGAGUGAUCUCAGGUAUUCAUUAUAAUCUUAAGGUUGAAAAGAACACAAAGGAAUGUCUAUUCUAGAAAGGUAAAAGUAAAGGAAGUUUGCUAUGAUGGGGAAACUUGGGGGCAAAUCAGGAAAUGGGGAAAGGAUUGUCCAGCACUCUCUAAAAAAGAAACAGACCAAAGUCUGGUCAUAAGUUUUUGUUUAGAAAAAAAAUUUAAAUGAGAUAAAGAUUCAGAUUUUUAAGACUUGAUAAAUAGCACUACUAAUCAAUUAAAUGAAACAAUUAGAAUAUAGAAUAACUGUUAUUAUGCAUCUUCUCAAAAGCCUGAAGCAUUUUAUGUCACUGCUGCAAAGGAAAUCAGUGAAUAAGAUUUAAUUGACCUAUAUGAUAGAAAAACUUUAAGGCUCCUUGAUAAUACGAUACCUGUCACCCAUGUUGCACUUUUGGCAAAUAUCAAACUUCAGCUAUGAAUAUAGGUUAAUAAGAAAACAACUGACUCCAUUCAAGCAACAGGAUAGUUGAUAACUAUUAAUGUCUUGGAGAAUGGAUUAGUGAGCAUAUUUCCAUGACUGUUUACUUUUUUACUAUCAACAAGAGAAAGUAUAGGGCUUUAUACAUAGAUUCCUAGGAAUCAUUUGCUGAAUGAACAUGAAAGGAUGUCUUCUGUAAUUUUAAUAGAUUUGCAUGUAGAGGAAAGGAAAAUUAUUAAAUUGAUAGCUAGACAAAUAAAUUUCAUUAGCAAGUUGCCUUAUGAAGCAACAAACUAUUUUAUAAGAGGUUCUGAGAAAUCACAUAUUCAUGGAUCUUUUAAUAAAAUUAUGUGACAUCAGUGGCUAUGAUA